Haliotis rufescens (red abalone) is the source of this 381-nucleotide messenger RNA. RefSeq names its product kappaPI-actitoxin-Avd3a-like. The transcript has 2 exons. Gene Ontology annotation, molecular function: serine-type endopeptidase inhibitor activity. Bases 94 to 327 code for a protein of 77 amino acids. NCBI's taxonomy places the organism in Eukaryota, Metazoa, Mollusca, Gastropoda, Lepetellida, Haliotidae. The record is from RefSeq and is a predicted model, not a curated record.
CUGUGGAAACAGACAGAGUGUUUGACCUAGGUAACUUAGAUAAGAUUGCCUGUUGUAUUCGCCAUAAGUAUAUAUCGCCUGCCGCCUGCCGCCAUGUUUGUGUGUGUACUUGUUCUCGGUCUUCUGGUCUCAACCCUGCAACAAAGCCAGUCAGCCGCUGUGUGCGAGCUGGCCAAGGACGUGGGGCCAUGCGACGGGCUCGUGAUGCGGUACUACUACAACACCAGCUCAAAGCAGUGUGAGAACUUCUACUACGGCGGUUGCCAGGGCAACUCGAAUAACUUCAAGACACUGAUGGAAUGUGUUAUCAUGUGUCAGCCAGUGUGAAAGUGAAAUUCUGAAUUGUGUGUUUCAAAUAAAUUCUCAAGUAUCACAAUUCUA